AAUGAUGCUGGACAAGGGAUGCUGCAUGCUUUUGACCCUGAUGUACCUGCAGAAUCUGCUGUAUAAAUCAUGCAGUCCGGUUCUUUGUUUAUAUGAUUGAUGAGGGUACGUCAGAAUCACGACCUUCUCAUGGGGAGCUUGAUGUGGCUAUGUUGGGUGGAACUAUCUCCUUGACGCUGAUGAAGAAGUUACUUGUUCUGUUUCCCCUGAACAUGAGAAAUCAACUUUCUGAGAAGGAUGAUGUUACAUAUUUUGUCCUGGACAGUGUGAUGACAGAAAUAUUUCUGCACUUAAGCAAAUGGAUCUGCCCUCCCGGUGUUAUGUUGGAGAAAUUUUUAGAAUUUCUAGAGAAUGCGCUGCUUGGAAAGAUUUGUAGUGAUAGACGCUCUGGUAAAGCAAUCCAGGAGAAGCAUAUAAUUUCACUUCUUCCUUUUGUACCGAAACUUGUUUCGCAAGUGGCAAAUGACUGGAAGUCUGGUCUUCUUCAGGCUUUUACUAAGGCAUUCAAGGAUUGCAAUCCUGUGUCAUCUUUAAAAUUAGCUUGUCUUUCCACAAUGGAGGAGAUGGUUGUUCCUAGACAAGGCAUGCUGUACCUGGAUCCAAGGGAUCCCGAGAUAUUAAACUUUCAGAUUGCCUGGAUAAGAGAGCUUCCCAUGUUGCUAAUCCUGCUGGGUGAUAAGAACACGUCCCACUCCCAGGUUGUGUUACACCUUUUACUUCGGCUGGGACAGUGUGCUUUCAUGAACUAUUCCUUUGCAUUGGAAUAUGACAACAUGCAAUUCUCACUGCAAGAAUUUUUCUGCAUAUAUCAAGAUGAUGGAAAUAUAAUAUAUGGUCCUUUUGUAAGGCUGCCCAGAGAAUCUCAGGAACUCUCUCUUUGUUGCCUUCGUUAUAUCUCUAAUUUGGAUUUGCAUAUGUUGAGGUCAAUAGCUUAUUGUUGCCUAUGUCCAGAAUUGGAACAGUAUGUAAUAAUUCGAGUCAUAGAGAUCCUGCAUUCAGCUUAUAAAUCUGGACAUAUUCAAAUUGCGGAUCACAUUAGUUUCUUCAUCACUUUGCUCUCCCGCUUCAGAGUUUUGCCAGAAAAUGUUAAUGCUGUUAUGGAGAGAGAUGUGAAUAUCUCAAAUCGGGGGACUUUUAAAUCAAUCACUGGCAUUGUUUGCUCGUGUCUGUUACAGAUGGGCGAUAGUUCUCUUGUUUUUAAAAUACUAGAAAAAAUGGUACUAGAUCAAAUGUUGCAAAACCUUCCGCUAGACAAUGUCUGUGCUAUGCUUAGGAUGCUUAUUGCACUGGACUCUGAAGAGACAAUAAUUUCUGAACAAGCUUUUGUAAGCUUAGUCAAAAUCCUUCCGCGAUAUCUUAUUGACAUUGUGCAUUGCAUUGCUGAAGAUGAUGGGAAGGCCUCUGGUUCCCUUUCCUCGAGUGCAUGCUGUUAUUAUCUUGUUCCUUGCUUUUUCUUAUUUGUUAAAAGUCACAGACUUCUGGGUCUUGUGUCGAAGAUGUUGGGGUCAUGGAUAAAUGAAAGUUUGUCAAUUUUACCUUGCGAUCAUACCCACUAUGAAACAGACAUUUCAAGCAGGGUAGAAGCAAUCGUUUCAGUUCUUCUCUUGUUGCAUAAGGAUGACAAAAUUUGGCAAAUUAUGUCUUCAUUCAAGGCAGAGAUUGACUGUAUUUUGCAAAGCAUCGUCUCUAUACAGUCCUCAGAGGAAAUCAGCGUGACCCUUCAAGAAAAGCACAAAUUGAAAUGUGCACAUGAUAGACUAGAGAACGCCACAAGUGCAUUGCAUGCUGAGAUGCAGUUCCGGAGAAAUUUAGUAUCCUUGAGCCAGCUAGACUCCAAGGGCUGCAGGGUUUCAUCAGCAGGGGGAGCUAUGAAAAUAUCACGUGGCUGCAUGGUCCUAAUGAAGGGAGAAAAGUGUGGAAGUAUGUUCCGUCUGAUAGGAAAAACUCAGACCUCGAAGGUUGAAGGGAAACGGUGUGCACGAGGAUGCAGGUACCUGAAGCGGGUCUCGUUUGCGAGCAUAGCAGAGACUCCAGUGACAAGUUUCCAAGUUUCAGACGAUGGUGAGAGGGUAAAUCCUGCUAGGGAAGGGGUCAAGUCGAGGUCCCUCUUCAGAGCCAACAGAGACUCUGCUUCAGAAUCUCGCCACAAGCUCGAAGCUGUAUCCGACAGUGCUGGAGCCGCCGCGCUCCAUCCACGCCUCGUGGCAGUCCCACGGCUUCCGCAUGCCAUCAUCGAGCCUAAGAAUCAGCCACACACUGCGAGCUGGGAGAGGCCACUAACAAUGUCACCAUCCAUCUGA
Molecule: messenger RNA, 2300 nt
Organism: Rosa chinensis
Lineage: Eukaryota; Viridiplantae; Streptophyta; Magnoliopsida; Rosales; Rosaceae
Exons: 15
Coding region: 93-2300 (735 amino acids)
Cellular component (GO): nucleus
Source: RefSeq, a predicted model, not a curated record